This is a messenger RNA of Brassica rapa (field mustard), 828 nucleotides long. RefSeq lists its product as uncharacterized. Lineage: Eukaryota; Viridiplantae; Streptophyta; Magnoliopsida; Brassicales; Brassicaceae. The record is from RefSeq and is a predicted model, not a curated record.
UAUAACUUUUACUUUUGGCGGGAUUGCUUGGUUUGAUUUUGGAAUGGUGUAAAAGCAAAGCAAUUACGUUUCAGAAGAUUGAAUUGAAGCAAAAGCAAAAGACACUUUUGAAGUACCAUAAAUAGAUGUUGGGAAAGACAUAUGAGAGACUUGUUGUAAUAACAAAGAAAGAAAGACAAGAAUGAGUAGCAAGAGCUUAGGAGCUGCUCCUGCUGCAGGUUCUGCAGGCAACACCAACGGUAAGCUUCCAGUGGAGGAGAACGAAGAAGAAGAGAUGUGGAAAGUGACGGUGUCUAGGUUUCAAGCAAGAGAAGAAGAGAUAGAGAGGAAGAAGAUGACUGUUAAGGAAAAAGUUCAACAGAGGCUUGGUUUUGCUGAGGAAGCUACAAGAUGUUUGACUCAAACAUUGGAAGAGCUGGAGAUUAUGGGAGAUCCUAUGAGAAAAGAAGUUGGAAUGGUGAGGAAGAAAAUUGACAUGGCGAAUCGAGAUAUCAAAUCUUUGGCUCAAAGCUGUCAGAAGAAGGAGAAGGAAUACAAAGAGACAUUGGAAGCUUUCAACGAAAAGAACAAAGAGAAAACUCACCUUGUUUCCAUGUUAAUGGAGCUACUGGCUGAAAGCGAAAGAUUAAGGAUGAAGAAACUGGAGGAAAUCAACAAGACUGUUGGAACUUUGCAAUGAGGAGAGGAAAAAUUCCACAUGGAUCUUACCUUUAAAAUUUGUAUAAGACUAUUCAGGUCAUUUCAAUUAAAAGUGAGCUAAGAUGUAACAUGAUGCACGAUUAAAGAAUGAUUUUUCUAAUGCUUAAGGAUAAUAAUGUUUUGCUUAAA